GAAGCUUGUGUCUCUAAGAUAGAGUGAAGUGCCGCUUUGUAAUGUAUUUGGAGCCAAACUGAGUGCAAAGAAACAGAUAAAUACAGAAAAUCCUCUUUGCUCCAGAUGGACUGAAAAGAGGGACUAUAAGAGGACUCCCUGGAACAAAGUGGUGUGUGACUUUUUUUGAAAGGACAACUAUAUCCAUAUUGAAUGAAGCAGUGGAACUGGAACAGAGCAUGGCAAAUACUUUUGUAACAGUAUCUGAUGGAUACUGCCUUAGUGAGCCAAUACAAUAUUAUGAUAUCUUACCAGAACAUAUCAGUUAUCCAGUGCAAGACCUUGACUUCCAACCUGCUCCUUACUGCCAAUAUUCAACUGUUCAGUUCCCUCCAGUAUUACAGACACCAUCUCCACAGACUCAUUACAAUUCAUAUAGCUUGGACUCUCAGUUCAGCGAUGGUCAAUACAUCAUCAAUAAUUGUGAACUCAGUAAACCCACCUGCAUGGGUGCCCAUCAUGAUGGGGGAGGAUACCUUGGACAGAAACGACCCAGGCUUACUCAUUCUGCCUUACGAAUAAAAGGGCAAGAAGAGCUCUGCGUAGUCUGUGGAGACAAGGCUUCUGGAUAUCAUUACAAUGCACUCACUUGUGAAGGCUGUAAAGGAUUUUUUCGACGGAGCAUCACAAAAAAUGCAAUAUACAGAUGCAAGAGUGGAGGUCAUUGUGAAAUGGAUAUGUACAUGAGGAGGAAGUGUCAGGAAUGUCGCCUAAAGAAAUGCAAAGCUGUGGGAAUGCUGGCUGAAUGUUUGCUAACUGAAGUCCAAUGUAAAUCAAAACGACUUAGAAAAAAAAGUAGUUUUCUUUGCAACAUUAAAAUGGAAGAGGAGGGAAUGGACAGCAAGCACGUAUCUUCUACAACCAAACCUUUAAAAGUCCAGGAGAGAAUGGAAUUUACUCCUGCAGAACAUGAACUCAUUGAUCACAUUUUGGCCGUUCACCAAAAAUGCACAAUUCCAAUGGAGGAAGCCAAGAAGUUUUUACAGGAAAAUACUAAUCCUGAAGAGAAUUUUCUACGUCUUUCGGAAACAGCAAUGAUUCAUGUGCAGGUCCUAGUAGAUUUUACAAAAAGACUCCCAGGAUUUGAAAGCUUAGCUAAUGAUGAUCAGAUUGCACUAUUAAAAGGUUCUACAAUUGAAGCCAUGUUUUUAUGCUCAGCACAAUUAUACAAUGAACAAGGAACUGAAUAUCAGACACCAUUUCAUGAAAAUCAUAUAAAAUUUUCUGACCAUACUAUAUGUGGCCAAAAUAAAAAUGCUUAUCCCACAGAAAUGUCUCAUAGAGAAGAAAGGCCAACAUCUACUAGUACAGCAGGUAUAACUGAGGAGUUUAUCACCGCAUUAUUUUAUUUCUACAGAAGCAUGGGAGAACUUAAUGUGACCGCAACAGAAUAUGCAUUACUAGUUGCAACUACAGUGUAUUUUUCAGAUCGACCACUCCUAAAAAACAAGCAACAUGUAGAAAAACUCCAAGAACCUUUUUUAGGAAUUCUGUACAAAUAUUCAAAAAUCUAUCACCCUGAAGAACCACAACAUUUUGCCCGUCUCAUAGGGCGGCUCACUGAACUCAGAACACUUAAUCACAACCACUCAGAAGUACUAGUAACUUGGAGAACAAGGGAUCCUAAGCUGACUUCUUUACUUUGUGAAAUGUGGGACUUGCACUGAAAAAUUGCUACUUUAUGUGAAUUGUUACAAAGGACUUUUUGUCUGUUCCUUAAUUCUUACACUUUUAAGAAAUCAUUUAUGUUAAAUGACUUAUAUCUCAUAAAUCUGUCAUGAUAACUAUUCAGAAUGUUAGCUUGUAUUGUGAAAGUACCCAUAUACAUUUGGGUAAGCAAAAUAUGAAAAUGUGUACAAUUUAUUGACUAAGUAUUACUACCAUAUUUUAAAAGAUAUAUGUAAAAAUUGUUUAAACUGUUAAAUAUCAUAAUGCAUUAGAUAUCUUUAUAUGAACCAUUCAGACCUCUGUUAAAAGGUGGGUUGAUUUUCCCUGUGGAUAGAUAUUAGGCUUUAAUUAGUACUUACACUAUUCUAUUUCAUCAAUAAAGAAAAAACAUGGCCAUAGGAAGAAUGUUUUAUAUUGUAGCUCACACAUACACGAACACUGCAAAGGUAUUGACCUGGCAAAUAUUACAAUCUGUAACUUAUUUGGGUGCACUGCAUAAAUCUUGGUUGAUUAAAUUUACCAUUUAUAUAUAUGCAUGUCCCCAAGCCAUGUCAUUCACAUCAUAUUAUAAUUCGUCAUUUGCCAAAGCUGAAUACUUACAAUAAUUAAAUAAUAACAUUUAAUAAUGUUCACCUGUAUGUGAAGUCAUGUUGUAGAUGGACUAUUUUAGAAGCAUAUUUUAGAACUUAUUCAUGCCAACUUCAUUUGUGAAUACAAUUAAGAUUUCCAAUGAAUUUGAAAGGGAUACUCUAUAUAAAAUAAAAAUUGAGUUGAACUUAGCUUCUGGACACUGCUAUGAACGUUUCCUUCUCAGCAAUAAUGGAAGUGUCUUGUCACUACAUUCCUUUGGGAUUUGUUUUCAGUCACUGCAUUCUUUUGGGAUGUUAUUUUCACCAGGAGUUUUCUGGUCUCCCACCCAAGAACCAAGCAGGUUCCAUCCUGCUUACUCUUUAUUAACACCGGUCAUGUUUGGCUAGACAUUGCCAUCUUUUUGGAUUUUAUGGUUUAGUACUAGAGGCUAAUUUAGACUGGUAUUGAUGAUUUACAUUAAUAUAGUGAUAAUCCCCAUCUUAUCUUUUAAUAUAAUUUCUCAAUUAAAAAAGCUUCCUGUUAAUUUCUAUUAUUGUAACUUUGAAGAUAUAUAUCUUACAAUUCUACUCUUUUUAUAUUGGAGAUAUUAUCUUUGCAUUUAAGAAUUAUUAUUCA
Pseudonaja textilis is the source of this 2913-nucleotide messenger RNA. RefSeq names its product bile acid receptor-like. Gene Ontology annotation, molecular function: RNA polymerase II cis-regulatory region sequence-specific DNA binding; nuclear receptor activity; zinc ion binding. Lineage: Eukaryota; Metazoa; Chordata; Lepidosauria; Squamata; Elapidae. Gene Ontology annotation, cellular component: RNA polymerase II transcription regulator complex. The record is from RefSeq and is a predicted model, not a curated record. Gene Ontology annotation, biological process: cell differentiation; negative regulation of transcription by RNA polymerase II; lipid metabolic process.